Molecule: messenger RNA, 684 nt
Organism: Thunnus maccoyii (southern bluefin tuna)
Lineage: Eukaryota; Metazoa; Chordata; Actinopteri; Scombriformes; Scombridae
Product: T-box transcription factor TBX1
Exons: 6
Coding region: 1-684 (227 amino acids)
Biological process (GO): regulation of transcription by RNA polymerase II; cell fate specification; positive regulation of DNA-templated transcription
Cellular component (GO): nucleus
Molecular function (GO): RNA polymerase II cis-regulatory region sequence-specific DNA binding; DNA-binding transcription factor activity, RNA polymerase II-specific
Source: RefSeq, a predicted model, not a curated record
AUGGACGGUCCUCAGCUGUCUCGGAGCUGUGAACUGUCUCUGCCCUGUUGUGCAGACGGAGUGUCAUUGUCGAGCGCUAAAGCCCCCCAAGUCAGUGGGGUCAGAGUUCAGCUGGAGAUGCAUGCACUUUGGCAGCAGUUUGACCAGCUGGGCACAGAGAUGAUUGUUACCAAAGCUGGACGGAGGAUGUUUCCAACAUUCCAGGUGCGAAUCUCUGGCAUGGAUCCUGCUGCUGAAUAUGUUCUGCUCAUGGACUUCAUCCCUGUUGAUGAUAAAAGAUACAGAUAUGCGUUCCACAGCUCAUCCUGGUUGGUGGCAGGUCGAGCAGAUGUUGCAGCUCCAAGCAGGAUGCAUUUCCACCCAGACUCACCAGCCCGUGGAGCCCAAUGGAUGAAGCAGACUGUAUCCUUCGACACCCUCAAGCUCACCAACAACCUGCUGGAUGACAACGGACAUAUGAUACUGAACUCUAUGCAUCGCUACCAGCCGCGCUUCCAUGUGGUGUAUGUGGAUCCGGCACCCAACAGCCAUUUGAAUGCAUACAGGAACUUCUGCUCCUUCUCAUUCCCUGAGACACGCUUCAUGGCGGUCACCGCCUAUCAGAACCACCGGAUCACCCAGCUAAAGAUUGCCAGCAACCCCUUUGCUAAAGGCUUCAGGACUACAGACCCUCAGGACUGGUGA